AUGGUCUCGAUCGACACCGGUUUCGUCGCGAUCUUGGUGGCUGUCCUGUGCUGCCACGGAUACGAAACCGACCUCAACAAGCGCGAGAAGCUCAAGAGACAGUACGCCCAACGCGAGCGUGAGCGUGAAAACAAGAGAAUUGCGAAAGCGACGAACAAGGAGGCAAAGCAGGCCUCCAAGGAGCGGAAGAAGGCCCGCAAGGCCGCAUUCUAUCGGGUAAAGAUCAAGCAGCGGGAGGACUUUGAAAUGGAUMAAUAUCGUCACCGGGAGCUAAUUCCCGAAGACUUCGUAUACUUGACCAACGAGGAGUUCAUGAUCCGCUGGCCAAUGGGACCUGUGUGGUACGGGCGGCCCCACGAAAUAUAA
Messenger RNA from Ramularia collo-cygni, 366 nucleotides. RefSeq lists its product as uncharacterized. The transcript is spliced from 2 exons. The record is from RefSeq and is a predicted model, not a curated record. The coding region runs from base 1 to 366 and encodes 121 amino acids. Lineage: Eukaryota; Fungi; Ascomycota; Dothideomycetes; Mycosphaerellales; Mycosphaerellaceae.